AAACAAGCACAGAAGCUAAAACUCGCGCGUGCCAUAGGCCAGGCCAGGGCCACUGAUCCGAAUCAAGAGGAGGGUCAAAUAGAAGUGCAACUACAAAUCGCCAAUGGCAGAGUGCUUGUCACACUUGACACUAUCGCCGUCGCCAACAAAAAUGGCGUCGCUUACUGGCACCUCCUCUUCUCGUCUUCUGCCCUCCGUUUAUCGAGCUCGAAUCUCUCUCUCUUCAUCUUCUUCUGCUUCUUCCUAUCUUUCUCCCCUCUCUCUCUCCUCCUCUUCCUCUUAUUCUCUGUCUCCUCUCAAAUGUCUCCGAUCUUCUCCCCUCCUUCCUCAUUUCUUCUUAAAUCAGAAACGAUCGUCGAUGAGUACGGUAGCUGCGGCGUCGGAUCCUGCUCAGCUGAAGAGUGCGAGAGAAGAUAUCAAAGUGCUUCUCAAGUCUAAGUUUUGCCAUCCUAUUCUCGUUCGAAUAGGAUGGCAUGAUGCUGGUACAUAUAACAAGAACAUAGAGGAAUGGCCAAAGAGAGGUGGAGCCAAUGGAAGUCUCAGAUUUGAAAUUGAGUUGAAACAUGGAGCCAAUGCUGGCCUGGUGAAUGCAUUGAACCUUCUUCAGCCUAUCAAGGACAAGUACUCUGGUGUGACAUAUGCAGAUUUGUUCCAGUUGGCCAGUGCUACUGCUAUAGAGGAAGCUGGGGGGCCCAAAAUCCCCAUGAAGUAUGGAAGGGUGGAUGUUUCAGCACCCGAACAGUGUCCUGAAGAGGGGAGGCUUCCUAGCGCUGGCCCCCCUAAACCUGCGGAUCAUUUGCGAGAAAUUUUUUACAGAAUGGGUUUAAAUGACCAGGAAAUAGUUGCAUUAUCUGGUGCACACACCCUAGGAAGGUCCAGACCUGAUCGCAGUGGUUGGGGAAAACCUGAGACAAAGUAUACGAAAAAUGGACCAGGAGCACCAGGAGGACAAUCCUGGACGGUGGAAUGGCUGAAGUUUGACAACUCCUACUUCAAGGAUAUCAAAGAAAGAAGGGAUGAAGAUUUACUUGUAUUGCCAACUGAUGCUGUUAUUUUCGAAGAUCCUUCAUUCAAGGUAUAUGCCGAGAAAUAUGCUGAAGAUCAGGAGGCGUUCUUCAAGGACUAUGCUGAAGCCCAUGCCAAGCUCAGCAACCUUGGAGCCAAAUUUGAUCCUCCCCAGGGUAUUGUGUUAGAUGGAGUUGCAGGAGAGAAAUUUGUGGCAGCCAACUAAUCUGGAAAGGAUUAAGAAACAAGAAACUUGUUUUGUAGUGCUGUAUCUUUUAAUAAUACAGGAUGAAGUUAUUCGCAUCGUAAGAAUACACAUCUAAAACUUGGCAGUCUAACUGGAGGAGAAGCAGAAGAUACAAGCAGAGUAUGAAGCGCUUGGUGGAAGCCCUGAUAAAUCUCUACAGUAACUAUUUUUCUAAAUAUCGUGAUUGUGAUUUGCUGUUUUGGCCUUUUUGACAUCCCUUAAUAGAAAUCAAGUUUGUCUUUUCUUGGAAAGAUCAUUAAGAAAUAGUAUUGUCUUUUAAUGAGUGAUUGUGUAUGCCAAUAUUGUGACCGAAUAAUAACCCAAGUGCUUGUGAAUGA
Molecule: messenger RNA, 1590 nt
Organism: Hevea brasiliensis (rubber tree)
Lineage: Eukaryota; Viridiplantae; Streptophyta; Magnoliopsida; Malpighiales; Euphorbiaceae
Product: probable L-ascorbate peroxidase 6, chloroplastic/mitochondrial
Exons: 12
Coding region: 104-1231 (375 amino acids)
Biological process (GO): hydrogen peroxide catabolic process; response to reactive oxygen species; cellular response to oxidative stress
Molecular function (GO): peroxidase activity; heme binding
Source: RefSeq, a predicted model, not a curated record